This is a messenger RNA of Etheostoma spectabile (orangethroat darter), 3022 nucleotides long. RefSeq names its product zinc finger, FYVE domain containing 27 (gene zfyve27). Gene Ontology annotation, biological process: neuron projection development; neurotrophin TRK receptor signaling pathway; endoplasmic reticulum tubular network formation. The transcript has 14 exons. The coding region runs from base 337 to 1617 and encodes 426 amino acids. Lineage: Eukaryota; Metazoa; Chordata; Actinopteri; Perciformes; Percidae. Gene Ontology annotation, molecular function: metal ion binding. The record is from RefSeq and is a predicted model, not a curated record. Gene Ontology annotation, cellular component: endoplasmic reticulum tubular network; growth cone membrane.
ACGAUCGAUUAUUCGGCCUGGAUUAAAUGAGGAAGCUACGUUCUGAAAACAGAGCUAGCAAAGCCUGCUAGGAUAAGCAGCCAAACAAAAUAUCUGCUUUAACCGUUGGUUUUCUCUGCAAACCACCGGGCAGUUAUAUAAACCGCCUCGUUUUGACAGGUUAAUGCUCACGCAGGAGGGCAGGCUGCUGUCAUGUUGCCCGGACCGGUUGAAUUUGGAGGCUCUUCCUUCCUCCAGGCUGAUGAUGUCGGUGGGACUCGCUAGUUACGCCUGAGCUCCUACCAGCUGCUGCUGCUGCUUCACAAGUUGGCUGUUGUUGGACACUCAGCUCGUGGGAUGAUGAUGCACGGCUUGUCCCAGGACCACUCACAUGGGGAAGGGGGGGAGCUGGCACACACAUCAUCUAAAGAGACCUCCGGGUCUCCAGAGGCCUCUGAGUUGGGGAGCCCACGGAGUACACCAAACUUUGACCUCCUUAACAUGGUGGUGUCCUAUAAGAGAAUGGCCCUGUUUCUAGAACCAGCUACAGAUGCAUUGGAGCUGAUCCGCUUCUUGCUCGGAUGGAAGAUGCCCCUGUGCUCUCUGCUUGCCUGUAUGUUUCUCAAUGUCUUCUUCUGCACUGUAAAUGAAGUGGGUUGGAUCACGGUGGGUGUGGUGGCGGUGGCAGCUCCUGCGGCCUUGGGUUACCUGCAGGACAGGUGUGGGGGCAGAGCCUCAGAUGCUGAGCUCCACAAGAGACGCUUUUACACUGUGCACCGCAGGGACCUGCUGACAGUGCAUCUCACCAAACAGGAGGCCAUGCUGGAAGUCAAAGACCUGUUGAAGCACCUGGAUGACAUGCUGUCCUUUGCCUGCCUGUCAGCGGAAACCUUUUACAAGGUCCUGUACUGGGAUAAUCACACCCAGUCAUCAAGGUUCUAUGGAGGGAUGUUAAUAUUGGCUUGCCUGCUCUACAUCGCUCCACUGGGCUGGGUGUUUGCUGGGCUCAACAGCGCAAUCUUCCUGUGGAACAGAGACUUCUGCAGAGUUUUGUUGGACCUUACAAAGCUGAUCCACAUGGGCCAGAACCAGCCCUCAGAGGGAAAGUGUGUAGAACAGGAACACGGCAACUUGUUGGACAGGACCCCCACGCCAACUAGUCUGGAGGACCUGUCUCCUGGCAGUGUAGAGGAGGCUGAGGAGGCAGAGCCUGAUGAUGAAUUUAAGGAUGCCAUUGAGGAACAUUCAGUUUCCAUGCAGGAAACCCCUUUGGUCUUAGUGGAGGAUGAUGACGGGCCUCUUGGAGCUCCUGAGUAUGACACCAUUUCUGAAAAUGGUCUCUUGAGCCGCAAUGAACCAAUACGCAGCAAGGUGUCUAAACUGACUGAGAAACUGCGUAAACGCUACCCCACCACCAGCACAGGCAACUGCUCUAGCUGCAAUGCCGUCUUCUCCGUGCUGAAGAAAAGGAGGAGCUGCAGUAACUGUGGCAACAGCUUCUGUUCUCGAUGCUGUUCCUUCAAGGUGCUGAGAUCUUACAUGGGAGCAACAGGUGAGAAGGGAACAUCUCCAGAGGCCCAGAGAGAGACUGUGUUUGUUUGUGCUGCCUGUAAUUCCUCUCUCAUCAAGUUACAAUGAGAUUGCAUGUCUUCCCAUUGGCCAGUUAGAGGCCUCCUCCAAGUUACUGAAACCCUAACAAAUACCUUGGUUUUUUAAGUUAUGGCAUUUACAUCUGUCAAAAAUUCCCACCCCCAACCCAUGUCUUUGGUAGUUGCAGCCCUACUUGGCUACUUGUGUUGCUUAUUGGACCUCCACUGUAAUAUGCUAAAUAUUUCCUGUUUCUACACUCAAUGAAGAACUGGACCUUAUUCAUCAAUGAGACUUGCCACAGAGCACCAUGGCUCCAAAAUCAAAGGAUGUUUUCCCUUUACUGAGCAGAGAGAGGUGCAAAGCAAGUAGGGUGGAGGCCAUGAAUGGGCUAGUGGUGACAAGUUUAUAGGCCUUCAAUGAUUUUGCUUUCACAUGCUUUGCCUCGCCAUAAGGUUGAUUCCACUUGAAUGUUUAUAUAUUCAGCCCUGUGUAGCAGUUUAUGUUUACUGUAAUGCUGAGAGGACUUUUUUUGUACGAACAAAACUGAGGCAGAGUAUUAAUAUGGCAUGUUUUUAAAGUGAUGAUGAAUGCGAUGGUUAAGUGGGUUGUUCAGAUGAACAAAAAUAAUAGAGAUACGACCCCAAAAAUUUCCACAUUUGGCUUUGAUUGCCAUUGUGUGUGCAGGCUGGCCAGCCAGGCUUGUUUGCUGUCCACCAAUACACUUUGACCUGCAGCUGGUCAGCAAUGUUAUGUAAUUAGUUAUUUGGAGUAUGAAGCCAAUGGAGCUUACUAUUCCCCUUAUCUAUUCAUAAAGGGAAUAGAUAUGACAUGCCACAAAACAAGGGUUACUCUAUGGCAGUAAACUGAAAAUGCAUGGCCUGCAAUGAAUCACAUUACAUUUGUGACAAGUUACCAGAAAAUACGGUUUAGCGGACCAGCUCGGUUUAAUUGUAAUGAUCAAAUUGGUGCUUCUUUUUGGUUGUCAGUGUUCCUGUUAUGACGUCAGAUUUUUUGGAGUAUAGCAGCAUCCUAGAAAUAAAAAAAACUGCUACAGCGCCGUGGAGCCUGGGCUUUUCCUCUAACUGGAUCCAAGGCGACUCAACUGGAUUAAAGUUGAUUAACUGAACUGAGCAACCAGCUGAACUCAUCGUCAGAGCCUCACACUCUUGCAAGCAGGACUUAAAAGAAUUGAUGUGGAGGCCUUAUAACCCAAAGGGUGGAUUGUGGUGGAAAGUUGUUUUAAUCAUGAUUCAGACACAGAUGAUUGUAAUAGUUUGCAUUGCUUUUAUUAUAAUCAGAUACAAACUGUUACUGUAAUGGUUCUACUAUAUCUAAUAUAUUUAAUUUAAAACUCAAGAAAGUGCAAGUUAUUAUUUUCCCUGAUGAUUAAGUCUGUAUAUAUUUCCGUUAUUUUAUGGAUGAGAUAUUGAAUUAAACCCUGUGAUUUUAAACU